AUGCCCUGGAACCUGCCCGUCUUUCGCAUCUUCGAUGCUCUCGUCAUUGCCCUUCUCUUGCGGAUUCCAACCUCACUCUUGGCGACUCGGGCUCUGUGGGUUGCCUUGGGCAACUUCACGCUGUCCUUGCUGAUCGUUUGGCGUCUGUGGUCCAGCGGCGCGAUGCUUCAAUCAGGAAGUUCGCUGCCUCUGCUUCUCGCAUCGAUGCUGGAAUGCGCUGUUUGCGCCCUCGCUGUGGUCUUUUCUAUGGUGAUGAGUGAGAUCAUGCGGCAGAGAGCAUCUCUACGAUGCGAAAACACAAAGAUAUCCUAUGACAACUCAGCCAUCAGCGCGCUAUUGCGUCUCAUGAGCGACGCAGUGAUCGAGCUCGAUCAGGACUUGAGACUGAUCCGGCACUCGGCGGAGCUCAGCGCCAUGCUUCUGAGAGAUCGUCCUGGGGCUUCGACAGAGGGCGUGGCUUUCUCAGACUUCAUCCAUUCCACCGAUGCGGCCCGUGCAGUCGAACUCUUGCUCGACCCAAUUGGUGUGACUUCAGAGAACGGCACCUGCGCCCACGCGUUUCAUACACGAUUGGUGGACACCUUUUCCAACAAGGUCUGCGUUGAAGUUUUCACAAUCAAGACCGAAAACGCAGAGGGACAAGUCCGACACUUGCUUGGCCUGCGAGACUUUACGGACUGUGCCUCCUUGUCUGCGGAGCGCGCCAUGGAUGCCAUGGAUUCCGCGGAGGAGUUGCCGUUCUCUUUCUCCUGGCCAGUAUCGGUUGCAGAGAGUCUGCGCGCCGACAUCAACUCCAGCAUCCGCUCGGAUGCCGUAGCUAUCACCUCUUCGGCCAACACAGACCAGGAGUGGCCUAUUGCAGGCCCCGUCAAAAAGCAGGCCUACCUGGAUCUAGACAUGGAGGUGAAAGUCAUAGCCAGUGCCUCUUCCUCGGUCACUUUCGUGGCGGGCGUUUCUCUGGACGAUUUCUUUCCGUCGCCUCACACGUUGCAGCUGCUGCAGCAGGUAUGCGAUGAAGCGCAGCGAAGUUUCGAUAGCGAUGGAAGCAUUCCCAACAAGGUUUUUAACUUCGAAGACCUUCCCGUGCAAUGGACACCGGCGAAAUGCGGCACUCUCGUCGGUGCUUUUCAAGUGGUCCGCACUCGCUUCGGUGGUCUAGGAAUUCUCCUGGCUUUCGACGAGCCGGAUUGGUCUCAGUCACCCCACCGGCACUCUCGAGCUUCUGGGAGAUCAACUUCGUGCUCUGGAUGUAUGAGGGGUUAUGUAAGGGUUCCGGGGGGUUCAGGGUUUAAUAUGGAAGCCUGA
This is a messenger RNA of Symbiodinium sp. CCMP2456, 1305 nucleotides long. The record is from the annotation of a GenBank genome assembly. NCBI's taxonomy places the organism in Eukaryota, Dinophyceae, Suessiales, Symbiodiniaceae.